UACAUUUCCAACACGCUGACCUGACCAUACUCCCAUUGAGAGGUACACCAGGUAGUGAGGUCACGCCACAGGUAUUAUGCGAGAUGUCUGGAGGAAGGGCGGUUUCUUUUGGACCGCAGGAUCGGGGAGUCGGUUUUCUCAAACUGUCACACUAUCUGUCUCCGCAGGCUAGGCCGCCUUCAUGGUUAUUGAGCUCGUGCCUCUUUGGGAAUAACUCCAAGCUCUAAGACUAUGACAGCAAAGCGAGGGAGGGUGGGGGCUUUUUGGAUUUUUCUCAUUAGAAAAUCCCUCGGAUGUCAGCGUAAUGUUGUGGAGAUGGCUGGAGUAGUAUGCGCUGCGUCCCGAAAGUGUCCUGGGCGUUGCUGGCUAGCUCUUCCGCUGGCAUGGCGAGGAGAAAAAGAGCAUUGCCAAUGUCUGUGUGUCUGUUGCAUAACAGUUCCAAUACGCUAAUCUUUAACCGCGCAUUUAGACGGGGCUUCUGGCUCGCGGCACAUACCAAGGAUUCAUGGAUGAACGCAUUCUUAGUUAUGAGAGGGCACGAGCAGAAGAGAAAACCCCUUUCCGCUACCAUCCUAUUUCGGUCCCAACACGAGAUGGCUACAACCUCAGGUGAGAUCUCUGCAGAAGGUGCCAAUAGUCAUCUUAAAAUUCCGCCUCCCGCUGCUCGCCGGCUCUGUACCAUGACGAUCCCCAAGCGACGAGCCUCAGGCCUCCGUGAUGCUCUUGAAAACACUAGAGAACUGUUCUCCGGGCGUGACACACUCGUCCUGCCGAUACUCCUCAAUCUCAUGAGCCGUGACAAAGAGGCGCCAAUCCCCCGCCCGUGGAAAGCUCACGCCGUCCCACUUCCAGAUGUACUUCUUGGCGUUUUGGUCGUAGCUGCUCAACGCAACCUUGUUCUUGACCUCCACCAUCUUGUCCGGGUGCCUCGUGGACGACGCUGGAUUGCCGGGGUCCAGGUACAGUGCCAGCUGUCGUGCCGUCUUGUCCUGGACGCUUUUGAAGAAUUGGAGCUGGCGUGGGUCGAUGGAGACCUCGACGUCGAAUUUGUCCUCGGUGGUCCUGGGGACUGGAUUGACUCUGAUGAAGCAGUCGCCCCUAGUACCGAAUUUGUCUACACACGGUAUGCUGCUUAUGGCUUGGGCCAUGGUGGUGGAAGGAAACUGUAUUCUUUAUGGCUCCUGGUAUCUAUUUCUGGUUUUGAAGCUGCAAUGACGGGGCAAGGGGUUCCUGUAGGCCGUAGAGUGGCUGAGGCUGGGAUGAGGGAAGUAUCGUUUACGGGGGAAGCCGAGUAG
Messenger RNA from Microdochium trichocladiopsis, 1295 nucleotides. RefSeq lists its product as uncharacterized. The coding region runs from base 330 to 1295 and encodes 321 amino acids. The record is from RefSeq and is a predicted model, not a curated record. Lineage: Eukaryota; Fungi; Ascomycota; Sordariomycetes; Xylariales; Microdochiaceae. The transcript is spliced from 3 exons.